AGCAUUUGCGCAGCUUCACUGAGGUGUGUUGCAGCUUGAUUAUUAUUACAUGCGUCUAAUUGGAUUGGGUGCUAGUGAUCGGUGGAGGAUUAAAGGCUGCCGAGUGAGAGACGGUCGCUGCGCUCUUCAUUCAUACAUACAGACAACAGAAUGAAGGAUCCACAGCUACCAGAAGUGUGUCGACUCUGCAACCUGUGAUGCAUGGUCUUAGAGAGGCUCUUAAUCCACCCUGCUUAAAGACUUUCCUAUUCAGACUGAUCUUGCCUCCAGAGCACACAUACUGGACGUUUGAGCUAAAAUAGAAAGGACAGACAUGGAUUAGGAUUAUAAAAGAACAUCUAUAGAGAUGCGACUCUAAACAUGCCACGUGAAACUGGUACCAAAACACUAAAUAUCUGGGCAAAGCGGCACGCAAAGAAAGGAAAGAAUGAGGCAGCAGCACAACCCGUUCAGAAAGAGGCAGAAGCACGAAAGCCUCCGGUUCUCACACCCGAACAACGAGCAAAGCAGACAGCCUUCGAGAGGGUCCUCUAUGACAUGUCCCACAACGACCGGGUCAUCAAUGACAUCAUUCUGGGCCGCAGGAUAGGUUUCUACGAUCUCAGAGGAGAAAUAGGGACUGGAAAUUUCUCCCAGGUCAAACUUGCUGUUCAUGAGUUGACCAAAGAGCGUGUUGCAGUCAAAAUUCUUAACAAGGCACGUCUCGACAAGAAGUCGCAGAAUUUAUUUGCCUCAGAGAUCAUGUGUAUGGAAAAACUCUCCCAUCCAAACAUCGUUCGUCUGUAUGAAGUGCUUGAGACGGGUAAGCAUGUGUACCUCGCUAUGGAGUACGGCAGCGGAGGCGAUCUGUUCUCACGCAUCACCACCAGAGGACGCCUGUCAGACCUGGAGAGCAAACUCAUCUUUGCCCAGAUCGUCUCAGCCAUUAAAUACAUGCAUGAAAUCAACAUCAUCCACCGUGACCUGAAAGCCGAAAAUAUUUUUUACACCACAUGCUACUGCAUCAAAGUGGGCGACUUUGGUUUUAGUGUGUUUAGUGAGCCCGGCGAAACUCUCACCACGUUUUGUGGUUCCCCUCCAUAUGCAGCUCCCGAGCUGUUCAGGGACAAGAGCUACAUGGGCCGUUAUGUGGACGUCUGGGCGCUGGGCGUCCUCCUCUACUUCAUGGUAACCGCCACCAUGCCUUUCUUCGCUGACAACUUAGGCCGACUGAAGCGCUGCAUCCUGCAGGGGGCAUACAGCAUCCCGUCCUAUGUCCCGGACUCCUGCCAGCUGGCCAUCAAGGGGAUGCUGAGACCUGUACCUGUGGACCGCAGCACACUGUCACAGCUGAUGAUCUGCUCCUGGAUGCAGUGCAUCGAAUACCCCAAACCUUACCCCACAUUCAGCGGGACACCCGGCUAUCUGGCUGACCCUGCCAAGAGCCUGUGUGUGGAGGAGCAGGAGGUAAAGUCAGCUCUAAGCGAGCUGGGUUUAAGCGGGACACAUCUGCAGAAUAACACCUGCACUGACUGCCGCAGCCCGAUCACAGGAGCCUACCGUAUCCUGCUGCACCGCAUCCAGAAGAGGAGAUCCGUGGAGGCAGUGGGAUAUUCAGGUCUCUACCCAGAGGAUUUCAGUAGCAAGAAAUACUGGGCCAACAGCCCGACGGCAAAACACAAUCCUUCCGCAGUGUGUAAUGUCCUGUGAAGACCUUAUUUUGAAACGGAUUAUGUGAAUGAGGCCACAUUACAGGAACUGGUGAAUUGAAAUUCAUGCAAUUAUUUCCAGUUUAAGGGUUAGUUCAACCAAAAUUUACAUUUCUGUAAUUAAUUACUCUCCAUCUUGUCGUUUUCAUCCAAUGAGACCUUUAUUUAACUUCAAAACACAAAUUAAAAUAUUUUGAAUGAAAUCAGAGAGCUCCAUCAUCCUCCGUAGAUAACAAUGGUUCUGAUAUAUUCAAUCAAGACAAGGAACCAAAAACAUUCCAUGCGACUUCAGUGGUUUAAAUGUGAUAAUAUGAACCUUUAAAAACACUUUUGUGUGCCAAAAAACUCUGAAAAUAAGUCACAUGGAAUGUUUUGAUAAUGUUUUUGUUUCAUUUCCUGGACUCUGAUAGUCUCUUGACUGUUUCUGACUGUAGAGAGUUCUCGAAUUUCAUCUAAAAUAUCUUAAUGAAGGUCUCAGGGGGUUGGAAUGACAAGAGCGAGUAAUUAAUAACAGAAUUGUAAUGUUUUUUGCAGGAACUAACACUUUAAUCCCAUGUUCACCAUCGAGGAAUGAUCACAAGAUCAGUCUCUUACAUUAGGUACUGUUUUUUUAAUAUAUCAAUUUAAAAGCUGACCUUUAUCAGUGUUUUAAAUGUGAUUUCAAAGCAAUGUCAGAUGAUUACAAGUCUCUUUUUAUCAAAUCAACAACAUACAGAAAAAACAACACGUUUAGACCUGUGCAGCCAGAUUCACAAAAGAAAUGCAACAGUAAACAUCAAAAACACAUGGCCCCUGAUUGCGAAAAUAAAUGAAUUAUGAGUGAAUCUAUCUAUCUAUCUAUCUAUCUAUCUAUCUAUCUAUCUAUCUAUCUAUCUAUCUAUCUAUCUAUCUAUCUAUCUAUCUAUCUAUCUAUCUAUCUAUCUAUCUAUCUAUCUAUCUAUCUAUCCUACCAGACAACUUAUCAACCUACCUACCAACCAACAAACCAAUUAAUCAAUUUACCAAUUAACCAACCAGCCUACCAGCUUAUCAAUCAAUCAAUCAAUCAAUCAAUCAAUCAAUCAAUCAAUCAAUCAAUCAAUCAAUCAAUCAAUCAAUCAAU
Molecule: messenger RNA, 2790 nt
Organism: Danio rerio (zebrafish)
Lineage: Eukaryota; Metazoa; Chordata; Actinopteri; Cypriniformes; Danionidae
Source: RefSeq, a predicted model, not a curated record